AUGUUCCCAUUCACUGCAAGGCAAGUCUGGUCAUGCUUUUGUGCCACCACUGCCUUUGCUGCCACUGUCGAGGCUAUAACGUCUCCUAUCGUAGCCAAGGGCCCUGCAUGUGUCACCAACAAUGGAGCCGUCCACGUCACGGCUGACUGCGUUGAUUCCACUUAUAACACAGUCAUCAUUGACGCUGAGCAAGACUUCGCUACUCCCGUCGCACACCGGAGGGUCUCAGGGCACUUCAGUGAAACCAAUGUCGAUUUCAAUAUCUACCUUCCAAAGUCUGGGUGGGAUGGAAGGUUUUUUCAGCUGGUCUACCCUCUGCAGAACUCGACUGCUGAAGACCACGAGAUUGGCUUCGGUGCCGACAGUGGCGGGUAUACUAACCAUGUAGCUGGAGGUGGAGGCUAUCGUGCUGAUGCUGCUGUGGCCAAGCUUUCGCGAACUAUUGCUGCUGAGUAUUAUCAGUCUGAUCGAAAGAUUUAUGCCUAUAUCUAUGGCGCCAGCGGCGGCUCCUUGGUUAUCGUUGGGGCUAUAGAGAAUACCUUUGACGUCUGGCAAGGUGCUAUUCCUCUUGUCCAGGCUAUUGCUAUCUCCAACCCAAACAAUUUCUGCAUACGUGCAAUGGCACGUCUGGUUCUAGAAUCACAAAAGGAGAAGAUCCGAGACUCGGUCCGGCCUGGAGGGGACAAUGACCCUCUUAGGCACUUGAAUUCAGUUGGAAAGAAGGUCCUUACAGAGGUCACUGAGCUUGGCCUCGCAUUCGAAGCAUUCGAGGAUUGGGAGGGCCUCGCUGGGAACAGGACAAAUUUCCUGCGAACAUUCCGACUUAUAGUCCUUCCCAACAUUGUUCGCUUCGAUCCGACCUAUCUCAAUGACUUUUGGACAAAGGAUGGAUAUCUUGGAACUGAAAAGUCCGACCUCGGUGACUUUUACCGCAAGGCUGUGGUCGAAUUCAACACGACCGUAAAGUCGGCCCAUGUUGGUUCGGGGGGAGUCCCUGUCUCUAUCACUCUUGCCAAGACUCCUUCAAUCCCGCCGGCUUAUGGGCUUCAGGCCACUAUCAAGUCGGUGGAUGGCAAAUCGGCUCUCGGUCAGUUCACCAUACAGAUUGCAAAGGGUUCUUUGACGGCUGAGAUCGACCCUGGUCAGAACGCAACUGUCCUUGCUAGGAUUUCCAAGGGUUCUCGGAUCGAGGUUAACAACCGGGCAUGGCUAGCGGCCUCUGUAUACCAUAGAUACCAAGUUCCUACUCAGCCAGGGUUCUAUGGGUAUGAUUAUCUUCGCAAAGCCGAUGGAACGCCCAAGUACCCCCAGCGUAACUUACUGAUCGGUCCUAUCAUUGCUCGUGCCGCGAGUGGUGGGGGCACCUUUACUGGUAAUAUCACCGGCAAGGUGAUAGUUAUGGAUACGCUUAAGGACUUUGAUGCAUUCCCGUGGCACGCCGAUUGGUACAGAUCAGAAGUCAAGGAAACCCUUGCCGAUCGGUUCGAUGAUAAUUUCAGACUGUAUUAUAGUGACCAUUCCGAUCACUACCUGGAGCCGGUACCUCGAGAUCAGCUGACCCGGAUCGUCUCAUACCAUCCCGCUUACGAACAGCAUCUUAGGGACCUAAGUGCUUGGGUCGAGAAAGGAAAACAGCCACCUACCGGAACAUCAUACUCUGUCAGCCAUGGACAGGUCCAGGUUCCUGCCACUGCGGCCCGUCGUAAGGGCAUUCAGCCCGUUGUGGACUUGACAGUGAGUGGCAAGACACAAAUAACCAUUCUGGCUCAAAAAACCGUGUCCUUCAAGGCCCAUAUCGAGGUCCCCACGGACACUGGCUCUAUCACUUCGGUCGAGUGGGACCUUGAAGGAACUGGAAACUUUAAAGGGACUGGAACUUUUGGCAAGGACUUUGCGGGUGGCAAAGCUAUCUUGGAUGUGACGGUUUCUCGAGCGUACCAGAAGCGGGGGACGUAUUUUGCCGCUGUCCGUGUCACUUCCAACCGUGACGGAGAUGUAAAGACUCCUUAUGCUCAGGUCGCAAACAUUGGUCGCGUCAGGGUAGUUGUAAAUUAG
This is a messenger RNA of Fusarium redolens, 2055 nucleotides long. RefSeq lists its product as uncharacterized. The coding region runs from base 1 to 2055 and encodes 684 amino acids. The record is from RefSeq and is a predicted model, not a curated record. The transcript has 2 exons. Lineage: Eukaryota; Fungi; Ascomycota; Sordariomycetes; Hypocreales; Nectriaceae.